Molecule: messenger RNA, 3314 nt
Organism: Galeopterus variegatus (Sunda flying lemur)
Lineage: Eukaryota; Metazoa; Chordata; Mammalia; Dermoptera; Cynocephalidae
Gene: FICD
Product: FIC domain containing
Exons: 2
Coding region: 151-1527 (458 amino acids)
Molecular function (GO): protein binding
Source: RefSeq, a predicted model, not a curated record
UGGGGGUUCUCCAAGGCCGUCUUCCCAGCUGAAGUCACACUGUACCCUAAACGUUCCAUGGCCUGCCUCAUCUGCAACUCUUGGUUCCUUGCAGAUCCUGCUCUCUCUGUUAACUGUGGACAUGUGCAAGGGGCCCACCCCUGAGUCCAGAUGACACUAAUGCCGAUGGCUUCGGUGAUGGCAGUGACAGAACCAAAAUGGGUCUCGGUCUGGGGUCGCCUCCUGUGGGUGACACUGCUGAGCAUGGUGCUGGGGUCCCUACUGGCUCUGUUGCUGCCACUGGGGGCCAUGGAGGAACAGUGCCUGGCCAUGCUCAAAGGCUUCUACCUGCUCAGAAGCACAUUGCACAGGGCACAGCAUGCCGUCACCAAGUGCACCAGCCCGUCCACAGAGCUCAGUGUCACCUCCAGGGAUGUGGCACUGCUGGUGGUCAAGACCAAAGCCUCUCCAGCAGGUAAGUCGGAAGCCAAAGCAGCAUUGAACCAAGCCCUGGAAAUGAAGCGCCAGGGCAAGCGGGAGAAAGCUCACAAGCUCUUCUUGCAUGCCCUCAAGAUGGACCCAGACUUCGUCGAUGCACUCAAUGAGUUUGGCAUCUUCUCGGAAGAAGACAAGGACAUCAUCCAGGCCGAUUACUUGUACACCAGAGCUCUGACCAUCUCUCCCUCCCACGAGAAAGCGCUGGUCAACCGCGACCGGACGCUGCCGCUCGUGGAGGAGAUCGACCAGAGGUAUUUCAGUAUCAUCGACAGCAAAGUGAAAAAGGUCAUGUCCAUCCCCAAGGGCAACUCUGCGCUGCGCAGGGUCAUGGAGGAGACGUACUACCAUCACAUCUACCACACGGUCGCGAUUGAGGGCAACACUCUCACCCUGUCGGAGAUCAGGCACAUCCUGGAGACCCGCUACGCCGUGCCAGGGAAAAGCCUGGAGGAGCAGAACGAGGUCAUCGGCAUGCAUGCGGCCAUGAAGUACAUCAACACAACCCUGGUCUCCCGCAUAGGCUCCGUCACCAUCAGCGACGUGUUGGAGAUCCACAGGCGGGUGCUGGGGUAUGUGGAUCCCGUAGAAGCCGGCAGGUUUCGGAUGACACAGGUCCUGGUCGGACACCACAUCCCUCCCCAUCCUCAGGAUGUGGAAAAGCAGAUGCAAGAGUUUGUGCAGUGGCUCAACUCUGAGGACGCCAUGAACCUGCACCCAGUUGAGUUUGCAGCCUUGGCCCAUUAUAAACUCGUUUACAUCCAUCCCUUCAUUGACGGCAAUGGAAGGACGUCUCGCCUGCUGAUGAACCUCAUCCUGAUGCAGGCAGGCUACCCGCCUAUCACCAUCCGCAAGGAGCAGAGAUCCGAGUAUUACCACGUGUUGGAAGUCGCCAAUGAAGGCGACGUGAGGCCGUUCAUUCGCUUCAUCGCCAAGUGUACUGAGACCACCCUGGACACCCUGCUUUUUGCCACAACUGAGUACUCGGUGGCGCUGCCAGAAGCCAAACCCAACCAUUCUGGCUUCAAAGAGACGCUUCCUGUGAAGCCCUAACCUUAUAAAAUCUCCCUUGGUGACAGGGGAGGCGGAGGGGGAAUCAAAGGAACUUAGUAUUUCUGGAAACCUAGUCAUCUCCCAAAGCUAAAGGUGACCUUAAACAUUCUUUACCUCCAAAUGUUUUUGUUUUAGUUAAAAAAAGAAAAAAACUAAAUUAUUGAGCCUUGUCUCUAAGAUAAUUUAUAUUUCAGCCAAGUUAUUUAUUUUCUUCUUUUGAGCAAGCUAGUAAAUGUGUGGUGUCUGCUGUGUCCAUGCUGGUGCCACUGUUCAGAUGGUGGUGCCAGCAUGCUUUAGGGGCAUCAGUGCUCCUGUGUGACCAGAACACAGGUUCUGGAGCAGAAUUUGCACUAAGGUGAGGCAGAGAGGCCAGGAGCUAUGGGAUAAUGCCCAGAGCCACCAAGUCUUUCUCUGAAACUGGCUGAAAGGUUCUGACUUUAAAUGGGAAGUCAGCACUCCUGGGGAAAACCUGGUCUGGGUUUCUCAUCCCAGUUUUGAGAAACGAUUGAAAGCUUGCUUUCUCAGAGGUUUUUGCUCCCCUACAAAGAGAUUAGUGUGUGACUUUGACUGACAGAGCAAAGCUUUGAGAGAUGAAAUGAAUGUUGACAUUUCUAGUAAGAUAUCUUGCUUAUUUGUAGAAAUACUCUGAGCCAUAGUUUGCAAACUUUAGUGCCAGAAGCUAUUACUUUUUCUUUAUCAAAACCAUUUUUCUAAUUAAGGAUAGAGGGGUGGACAGUCUGGUUUUUUGUGUGUCAACAUUUCUCUCGCUGUUCAUUUGCCACAACUCAGAUCAGGUGUUUCUUUUUGUGUAAAAGGUCUCUGGGUUUGUCACCCAGCAACUGCAUCAUGCUGCAAACCGAGUAGUAUGCAAGUGGGCAAGUCUGUCCUCACCCCCUCCUGAGUUUUCUGUAGGUGGGUGUUAAAGAACAUCUGAGAAAACAGAUGCCACAUCAACACCAACCAAACAUUUCUGAAAAUGAAUUAGAGCACCAGUCUCUCCUGAACCAAGUAAAAACCUUUGACCACAGCCAGGGUGUGUUGUGUCCCUUUUGUUAUGCAGUUUCAUCCACCUCCUGUCCCAACCCCUACUUCCCACAGCCACUGUACUGUCCUGCUCCCCUGGGGAGGCAGAAGAGAUUGCAUCAGAGUAGCCUUAUUUUUCUAGCACCUUGUAAAACAAUACAAUGUUACAUGUAAUACAGCCAAGUUUCCAAGUCAUCAUCUUAUGAGUAGAAUCUUCUCUUUCAGUCAUACAUGGCACAAGUGCCAACAGGACUGCUGCUAUGUAGAGUGAGAAUGGCCAGAAAUCCUUAGGUUCCUUUGCCAGUGCCAGAGCCCGUGAUGCUUAGAACGGGCACUUUGUCAGUAUUUGAAUGAGGGUGAGCAUACUCAUACACAAAGUGUUGUCUCUUUGAUUUGAAGAUUAAGUUCCUCACAGUAAUGAGGUCACUACUCUGAUGUAGCAAAUGUUCAUACACUUAUUCAAUAGUAUAAAUAGCACAUUCAGAGUUUUCUGAAAGGUUAAGAAAAAUAAGUGAAAAGAUGUAUGACAUGGCUUCAAAUGAGUUAUUCAAACCUUUAUAAAAAAUGUUCCAUACUUUUAUGCUGCCAUAAGGUAUUUCUUAAACCUUAACUCUUCUAUUGUUUGGGUUUUAUAAGCAUACCAAGGAAGUCUGACAGAAGCGCUUGCUUUGUACUAUAGAGUGAGAGAAUUUGCACUUUAGCUAUAUGUGAAGGAUAUUAUUUUAACAAAUUACUGAUUGUAAUAAAGUAUUUUAUCACAUAAA